Molecule: messenger RNA, 1017 nt
Organism: Naegleria lovaniensis
Lineage: Eukaryota; Heterolobosea; Eutetramitea; Acrasida; Naegleriidae
Exons: 3
Coding region: 1-1017 (338 amino acids)
Source: RefSeq, a predicted model, not a curated record
AUGCCUCUUCCUCCUCAUCAAGAUCUUGUUCAGCAACAACAACAGAGCUCGACGCUGUCGUUGGAAAUUGUUGUGGAGAGAGCAACAAAAUUGAUCGCUGCCGAUAUUAUUACAAAUUCAUCGGAUCCGUAUGUGGUGGUGAAAGUUCCACAUCAAGGACAAACGAAAGAAGAACGGACGAGUAUCAUCAAACGAAAUCUAAAUCCCGAGUGGAAUGAAAAGUUAGAGUUUUUUGGAUUGAAAAUGCAAGAACGACUGGUUGUGACAUUUGAAGUUUACGAUUGGGAUCGACUCAAGAAAGAUGACUUUAUUGGAAGUGUGGACAUGCUCAUUCCAAUGAGGAGAAUCCAAACAGAUAAAGAAUACUUGUUACAGCUUGAUUUGAAUCAUGUAAAAUCAGGAACACUACAUGUCAAAUACAAGCUUGCAAAACGUACGGAGCAGCCAUCUUCUUCGGUGUGUGAUGAAGACGCCUCUGGUGGCUCUACCAUCGAGUCAUUCUCUCCUCGAAGUAGAAAAGAAUUUAAAAAAGUGUACGAGUUUCCAAGUCACACCUUUGUGCCCGUAGUACCUCGUGAAUUUGAGCUAUGCAGUAGAAAUAUUGGCAACAAGGCAUUCUCAGCCGUAUUUUCAGAUUCGGUUGUUUCCCUUGCCAUUACCUAUAAGGACAUAUCAUCAUUGGAUUUUGUGGAAUCAAGUAUGUCAAGUGUAGAACAAUAUUUGAAAUCCUUGAGGCCCACAUGUGAACAAAAUGGUGGCUCCCUUCAACUUGUGACAGAAAAUGCAGACAAAACUUAUCUUUUUGAAAGUGGAAAAUUCACCAAAGUACUCGAAACCUCUCUCAUCAAGAAAAACAGUUUUGGUGAUGCCGAGUUAUGCAUUACCAUCUAUGCAUGCUGUGUGGGAUAUACUGUGAUGGCCAUUUUCACACAAAUUGCUCCUUCCUUUCUCCAACCUCAACAACAACUUCAAACCCUAAUUGACAUUGUUAACAGAACAAUUGUAAAGAAGUUCUGA